CUCAAAGGGAGGAACGAAGAGAUGAAACCAGACCCGUUCCUACGCAAGAGCCCCUCCCUGGAAUCGCUGAGCAAGCCCCCCAACCUGGCCUUCGCCGGACGGAUGUUCACGUCCACGCCCAGCGGUUUGAAACCACCCAGCAAACUCAGUGUGGAAAGGAAAGACCCGUUGGCUGCGUUGGCGAGGGAAUAUGGCGGCUCGAAGCGGAACGCGCUCUUGAAGUGGUGUCAGAAGAAAACCGAGGGGUACCCAAAUAUCGACAUCACCAACUUCAGCAGCAGCUGGAGCGACGGCCUGGCUUUCUGCGCCCUCCUGCACACCUACCUGCCGGCUCACAUCCCUUAUCAAGAACUCAACAGCCAAGACAAGAAAAGGAACCUGCUCCUCGCGUUCCAAGCGGCAGAAAGCAUUGGAAUCAAACCCAGUUUGGAGCUGAGCGAGAUGAUGUACACCGAUCGCCCGGAUUGGCAAAGCGUGAUGCAAUACGUGGCACAGAUUUACAAAUAUUUUGAGACUUGAGGUGGAGGAGGAGGAGGAGGAGGAGCAGAGGAGGGAGAAAGAGGAGGAGGAGGAAGAGGAAGAAGAAGUUUGAGCCACUGAAAGAAUACCACCGAAGAAGCACUCAAUCACUUUAAAAGAUCCCCUUUUUCCAUUGAUUCCUGGUCGGCAAAAGAUGGCUCGUGCCAGAUGCCAAGAUGGCAGAAUGAGUCCCUUCAUGGCUGGGAACUUUUUCCAGGGCCAGACACCCAACUGUGCCAAAAAAAAAGAUACUCAAAGCCAAGAGCCCAACUUGGGCGCCCAAGGACUCUUCACGUCGCAUACAAAUAAUUCUCGUUCAUUAUUUUCUCCUCUAAAACAGCGCUUCCAUUUUGCCUCGUCCUUAAGCGGGUUUUCUCCCAGUAGGAACCCUUCCUCAUUUCAGUUCUCAGCUCCUGGUGGCUGAGAACUCUGCAGAAACGCAGGAACACCCUUGCCAGCCGUAUCCUAAAGGGCGCCUUUCUGAAGGUUUCAAAUGAAACAGGCUACAUCUGGAUUAGAACCGAGACCUCGUUGAACGG
Pseudonaja textilis is the source of this 1058-nucleotide messenger RNA. NCBI's taxonomy places the organism in Eukaryota, Metazoa, Chordata, Lepidosauria, Squamata, Elapidae. The record is from RefSeq and is a predicted model, not a curated record.